AUGUUUUAAUACGGUUUAGUAGGAAAUACCAUUUUUUAUGGUGGUAUAGCAAUAGCAUUCGGAUAUAUAGGUUGGGAAUUACAUAAUAUUACAUAGUAUGCAGCUAAAAUCGAUGAAAAGCAAGCAAAAGAGAUUUUAGGUUUAAUAAAUGAAAAUAAAACUCAUAUUCAUAAGAAAAAAGAAAUUACUGAUAAAGAAAUACAAUAAAUGGCAGCAAAAUUGCGUUUAGAGGGUAAAAGUGUAGAAAGUAUUUAAAUAUAGACAUAAAUUAAGGAUGAUUUCGAUUCUGGAAAGCAAGCAGAUAUUUGA
Messenger RNA from Tetrahymena thermophila SB210, 309 nucleotides. Its product is annotated as transmembrane protein, putative. The transcript has 3 exons. NCBI's taxonomy places the organism in Eukaryota, Ciliophora, Oligohymenophorea, Hymenostomatida, Tetrahymenidae. The record is from RefSeq and is a predicted model, not a curated record.